Molecule: messenger RNA, 1487 nt
Organism: Cavia porcellus (domestic guinea pig)
Lineage: Eukaryota; Metazoa; Chordata; Mammalia; Rodentia; Caviidae
Product: alpha-1-antitrypsin-related protein-like
Exons: 4
Coding region: 177-1427 (416 amino acids)
Biological process (GO): negative regulation of endopeptidase activity
Molecular function (GO): serine-type endopeptidase inhibitor activity
Source: RefSeq, a predicted model, not a curated record
AAUAAAUUAUAGUUAUCAUAAUAGAUGAUGAUGUAGACAGUACAAGGUGCAGAUUAAGAACAUAAAGAUGGUUAAGGAAUUGAAAUGGCUUUUACACGAUGUCUACCGUUAAUCAACGGGCAUAACCAUGGGCCCUGAAGCAAGGUUUGGCUUUCUCAUCUCUGUCUUUCAGGACAAUGUCAUCUUCUAUUUCUAGAGGCCUCUUCACACUAGUUGGCUUGUGCGUCCUUCUUCCUGGCUCCCAGGCUGAAGCUCCUGAAGAAAUAAAUGUACUUCAUCGUGAUCAUGAACACCAUAAAUACAUGGUCUGCAAUAAUAUUCUCUACAGUGCUAUUGACUUGGCCUUUAACUUGUACCAAGAGCCAGCCAGUUGGUUAAAAACUUCCAAUGUCUUAUUGUCCCCAAUGAGCAUUGUGGCUGCUAUUGCCAUGCUCUCUCUGGGGACAAAGGGGGAUACUCACAUGGAGAUCCUGGAGGGCCUGAAGUUCAACCUCAGAGAGAUGCCUGAAGAGCACAUUCACCAGUGCUUCCAGUUUCUCCUCCACAUCCUCCAGACUCCAGAACACCAGCUCCAGCUGACCAUAGGCAGCGGCCUGUUUGUCAGUGACAGUGUGAUGAUCCUGAAACAGUUUUUGCAGGAUGUCAAGAAGUUGUACCACUCAGAAGUCAUCUCCAUCAGCUUUGGGAACUUGAUACUCGCCGGCGAACAGAUCAGCUCUUAUGUGGAGAAGGAGAGCCAUGGAGAAAUAGUGGACCUGAUCACAGACCUAGAGGAAGACACAGAGCUCAUUCUGGUGAAUUAUAUUUCCUUCCAUGGAAAAUGGACUGUUCAGUUCCCAGCUGAACAUACUGCGGAAGAAGACUUCUACAUAGAUAAGGACACAGUCAUCAGGGUGCCCAUGAUCAAUCGCCUCGAUGUAUUCUUACUGGGCCGGGAUGAGGAGCUGUCUAGCUGGGUGCUGGUCCAGCAUGCUGUAGGUGACGUCAUGGCCUUCUUCAUCCUGCCCGACCCAGGGAAGAUGCAGGAACUAGAGAAAGGCCUAACACAGGAACACUUAGAUAAAAUCCUCGGAACCAUAAGUGAAAGGUCUGCCAGGAUACACUUUCCCCGACUGACCAUUUCUGCAACCUACGACCUGAGGAGCAUUCUGAGCACACUGGGCAUCACCAAGAUCUUCAGCAAUGAAGCUGACCUCUCAGGGGUCACGGAGGUGGCAUCCAUCAAGCUCUCUGCGGCUGUGCAUAAGGCAAUGCUUACCAUUGAUGACAAAAGGAUAGAGGCCGAGUGGGCCACUGACUUGGAUGACAGUGCCUGGGCAAAGGCCCUCACCGUCAAGUUCAACAGGCCCUUCCUCCUCUUCAUCCAGGAGGAAAACACCAACAUGCUGCUCUUCAUGGGGAAAGUGCUGAAUCCCAAACAGCACUGACCGCUUCAGCGCUUCCCUGACCAGGUCUCCUUCCCGGGUGACAUUAAAGAGAUGCUGAUC